This is a messenger RNA of Tuber melanosporum (Perigord truffle), 1663 nucleotides long. RefSeq lists its product as uncharacterized. Lineage: Eukaryota; Fungi; Ascomycota; Pezizomycetes; Pezizales; Tuberaceae. The record is from RefSeq and is a predicted model, not a curated record. Gene Ontology annotation, molecular function: rRNA (adenine) methyltransferase activity. Bases 37 to 1527 code for a protein of 496 amino acids. Gene Ontology annotation, cellular component: nucleolus. Gene Ontology annotation, biological process: rRNA methylation; ribosomal large subunit biogenesis. The transcript has a single exon.
CGCUCUAAUUUGUCCUCCGCCUCCACCUCCCCACCCAUGUUUGCGGUCAGCGGAUGGAAUCUCGAGGCUGGGCCAACGACUCAAGUCGAUGAGUCGGUCAAAAAGAAGAAGCGCAGAUCAAAGUCCUCCAAGUCCGCAUCGAGCAGCAAUGCUACUCCAAUUGCGAACAAGAGAUUCCCAGCAAAGAAGCCCGAACUAGAAAAGGAGACCCCCAAGUCUAAAGGGGAAAAGCAGAUUGUGGUGACUUCGGAAAAUGUUCUCGUGUUAUACGAGAAGAUUAUUGAGGGAAAGAAGCCAGCUAAGAAGCAGAGGGAUCGGAAGAAGAGCAGGAAACCAGCAAAGACAGAUCCUUCGGAGGUAGCAGCAUUGACCGUGGCGAAGAAACGGAGCAAACCCCACGACGAGGAAGGCGGCGAGGGAUUGACUUCCAAGACUAUCGAAGGUGCAAAGGAAGGGAACUCGACACAAAAUGAUAGCCAGACCGUUCUCCUUAGAGAGAAGAAAGAGCCUCGGGGAGUGAUAAGGAACGCAAAUACAGUAUCUGCCACGGCUAAUACCGAAGCCCAGUCUGACUCGGCCGAUAAAACUCCUGGAUCGGCCCCCAUCUCUACCUUAACUCCCCUCCAACAGAAGAUGCGUCAGAAACUCUCUUCAGCCCGGUUCCGGCACAUCAAUGAAAUUCUCUAUACCACAUCGUCCAACUCCUCCCUCAGCCUAUUCCGCGAACAGCCCGAAAUGUACCAAGAAUACCACACGGGUUUCAGGCGGCAAGUCGAGGUCUGGCCCGAGAAUCCUGUUGACGUCUUCAUCAAGCAGCUACAGGAGCGAGGAAGGGUCAAAUUUGAGCGGGGCCAUAAUAAAAAAUGGAACUCUAAUGCUGGGAAGAACCUAUCCCCCCUCCCAAGAGACAAAGAGGAGGGGUGGUGUACGGUGGCUGAUCUUGGAUGCGGGGAUGCCAGAAUAGCAGCUACGAUCAACCACCAGAAGCCCUGGGGUAAAGCCAAAGUCAAAGUCCUUUCUUACGACCUCCAGGCUAGUAACCCAGACGUAACUGUCGCCGAUAUUUCACAUCUACCCUUAGAGCCAGAUUCGGUAGACGUGGCCAUCUUCUGCUUGGCACUUAUGGGCACAAAUUUCUUGGACUUUGUCGAGGAGGCAUAUCGGAUCCUGAGAUGGAGAGGUGAACUUUGGGUUGCCGAAAUCAAGUCCAGGUUCAACUGUCCUAGUGCAAAUGAGGUAGAGGAUGAUGCGGAGAUGGAGGGAGGGCUGAAAAAAGGGGCCGAGCCCUACAAACCAUUUGUGGAUGCACUUUCCAAGCGUGGCUUUGCUCUUAGGGGGACAGUAGAUGAUGGGAACAAGAUGUUUGUGAGGAUGGAAUUUGUGAAAAUGCAGGAAAAGGCAGAGAAGGACGGUGGAGGCGGUGAGAGCUGGGAGCCCAGGGUGAAGAAGAAGAAGUUGAAGUUUGUCGAGAAGGAUGAGGUUCGAGAAGACCAAAUUUUGAAGCCUUGCGUAUAUAAAUUAAGAUAGGAUGGUCGCCAUGAGAACCUAACGCUGGUUGCAUUGCAUUUGAUCUCGGCUGUUAGGAAGCAAACAUGUACAAAUAAUAGGAGCCUAUGAUGCAAACCCCAAUGGUGGGAAGUAAAUUACGUGGCUAUUAAACGAG